Acanthosepion pharaonis is the source of this 1074-nucleotide messenger RNA. Lineage: Eukaryota; Metazoa; Mollusca; Cephalopoda; Sepiida; Sepiidae. The record is from the annotation of a GenBank genome assembly.
AUGUUUUUUUUUAUUUAUUUGGUUCUUUUCUUCAUUUGUUUUUAUUUUAACUUUCUCUUUUCUUUCGAUCUUCCUUCUUUUAUUUAUACAUCCCUUUGUUAUUUUCUCAUUUUUCUUUCACUGUUUUUAUUUUGCUCUAUUCUUUUUCGUAUUUAUCUAUUUACUUUAUUUUCUUUCUUUUUUUUUUUUCACAUUUUCUCAUGCGUUUUUUUUCAUUUCUCUUCUUUUUUUUCCUCUGUUUUAUUUUAUUAUUUUUCGUUUUUUUUUAUCUUUUUUUUUUCUUUUUCAGUUAAUUGUUCUUUCUUUCUUUCUUUCAUUCUAUCUUUCUUUCUUUCUUCCUUCCUUUCUUUCUUUCUUUCUUUCUUUCUUUCUCAACAUCCAUUUUAUUCUCGUGAAUUUAAUUUUCUUUCUUUCUUUCUCAACAUCCAGUUUUAUUCUCGUGAAUUUAUUUUUCUUUCUUUCUAUCUCUCUUUUAUUCUCAUGAAUUUAUUUUUCUUUCUUUCUUUCUCAACAUCCAGUUUUAUUCUCCUGAAUUUAUUUUACUUUCUUUCUUUCUUUCUUUCUUUCUCAACAUCCAGAUUUAUUCUCGUGAAUUUCUUUCGUUCCUUCUUUCUUUCUUUCGUUAUUUCUUUCUUUCUCUCUUUCUUUCUUUCUUUCUUUCUUUCUUUCUUUCGUUAUUUCUUUCUUUCGUUAUUUCUUUCUUUCUCUCUUUCUUUCUUUAGUUAUUUCUUUCUUUCUUUCUUUCUUUCUUUCUUUCUUUCUUUCUUUCUUUCUUUCUCAACAUCCAGUUUUAUUCUCCUGAAUUUAUUUUACUUUCUUUCUUUCUUUCUUUCUUUCAGUUUUUUCUUUCUUUUCUUUAUUUUCUUUUUUUUUUUAUUUUUUACUUUCUCAACAUCCAGUUUUAUUCUCCUGAAUUUAUUUUUUCUUUCUUUCUUUCUUUCUUUCUUUCUUUCUUUCUUUCUUUCUUUCUCAACAUCCAGUUUUAUUCUCCUGAAUUUAUUUUACUUUCUUUCUUUCUUUCUUUCUUUCUUUCUUUCUUUCUUUCUUUCUCAACAUCCAGUUUUAUUCUCCUGA